UGGAAAAAGAAUGGUGAGUGAAGUAGAAAAGAAACUCUACAGUGCUGCAUCAGAAGGAGAUGUAACAACACUUGUACAUCUCCUUGAAGAAGAUCCAUAUCUUGUUCAUGGAGUCUUAUUUCCAUACUCAAGAAAUCUUCUCCACAUAGAAGCAAUACAUGGACAAACAUCCAUUGUUAAACAAGUGCUUAACCUUAAUCCGCAGCUAGCUUGUAUUUCGGACUCCCAAAAAUCAUCGCCUCUUCACAUUGCAGCAGCACGAGGGCACGUCGAGAUAUCCUCGAUAUUGCUCGCAAAAGCCCCAGAGAUGUGCUGGCGGCGCGACGACCAAGGCAUGAAUCCAGUUCAUGUUGCAGCCAUGAAUGGGCAAGUUGAGAUUCUAGAACAUCUCCUUGAAGCGAGUUGUUUUCCCGUGAUGGAGAGACUACAUCGCGGGCAGACUGUGCUACAUAAGCAUACUCAACUUACGGUGUUAAAGGUUUUGGUAGAUAAGUUGGGCGAUCUUGUGUGUACAAAGGAUGAUGAUAGUGAUACAUUAUUGCAUUUGGCUAUUAGGUGCAAUCAACUUGAGAUUGUACGAUACUUGGUGGGAAUCGAAGUCCUAAAGCAGGAAACAAGAAACGGGAUGGGCAAAACUGCGGUCCAAAUCUUGAAGGAGAGCCCUUCUACCUACUCACACAUAAUGUCUGUUAACAGAAGAUGAGAAGUUUUCAUUUUUGGAAGCCAUCCCCGAGAUGAGCUACACCAUGAUGGUGGUGGCAGUCCUGAUUGCCACGAUGGCCUUCCAAGCGAUGAUCAGCCCCCCAGGCGGAGUGUGGGCUGGAGAUGAUACCACCAACCCCUCUCGCAAAGCCGGCGAGGCUGUGAUGGCAUUCUACCAUCCCGAGGCGUACCGUAGCAUUGUACGCGCCAACUUGAUGGCCUUCAUGUGUUCCCUCAUCACGAUCACGCUCUUCCUUUUCCACGCCUUUGUCCAGCCCCAUUACCUGUACGUCUUGAUGUCCAUGCUCGCCAUGCUUGGGGCGCUGUUCGCUAUCUUUGUCACCUUUACACAGUCGAUGUCUACGAUCUUUCCGGAUGAUGUUAUGCGAUCCACGGGAAACAAGAUUAUGGGGGGCGUGAUGUUCGGACUAGUAGCGUUAUGGGUGUGUUUUCUUGUUGUGAGGCGUUUGUAUCUGUUCUGGCUCAAGAAGAAGAGCCUGCAGCAAGAUCUUAGUGCUGAUGCUUUCCCUCUGCGUGUUUUCUACUGGAUUUUCGACAAAUUGGAGACGCGGGGGUAUUUGAGAGCCGCUAGUCGAUUCCAAGUACUUCAGUGCAUACCCGAACUCUACGUUAGUAUGGUAUUGUCUGUUUUAAGCUAAGUAUUUACAGUUUUGACUU
Salvia hispanica is the source of this 1380-nucleotide messenger RNA. The record is from RefSeq and is a predicted model, not a curated record. NCBI's taxonomy places the organism in Eukaryota, Viridiplantae, Streptophyta, Magnoliopsida, Lamiales, Lamiaceae.